Molecule: messenger RNA, 1548 nt
Organism: Pseudozyma hubeiensis SY62
Lineage: Eukaryota; Fungi; Basidiomycota; Ustilaginomycetes; Ustilaginales; Ustilaginaceae
Product: xenobiotic compound monooxygenase
Exons: 1
Coding region: 1-1548 (515 amino acids)
Molecular function (GO): oxidoreductase activity, acting on paired donors, with incorporation or reduction of molecular oxygen; monooxygenase activity
Source: RefSeq, a predicted model, not a curated record
AUGACGCCUCCAGCAGCGACCGUCGACUCGGCCAGCUCUGGCGUCGACCAGCUCAGCCUGUCUGGCGAUGGCUCCUCUUCCAAGCGAAUGAUCCUCUACGCCUUCAUGAUGGGCUGUUCCGGCCACCAGUCGCCCGGACUCUGGACUCACCCUGCUGACCGAUCUCGACACCACAACAAGCUCUCCUACUGGGUCGACCAUGCCAAGCUUCUCGAAUCCGGACACUUUGACGGUCUCUUCCUCGCCGACGUCCUUGGCGGAUACGAUGUCUACGGAGGAAACCUCAACGCCGCUCUCGCUUCCGGUGCUCAGUUCCCCGUAAUCGACCCGCUUCUUCUCAUCUCCGCCAUGGCUGCAGCCACCACCAACCUUUCGUUCGGAAUCACUGCUACCACAUCCUAUGUCCACCCGUACGAGCUCGCACGUCGUUUCUCCACCUUGGAUCACCUAACAAACGGUCGUGUAGGGUGGAACGUCGUCACAGGCUACCUCGAUUCCGCAGCCCGUCAAUUCGGUGCCAAGAACCAGGAGCUCCAUGCAAAGCGCUACGAAGUGGCAGACGAGUACAUGGACGUCGUCUACAAGCUCUGGGAGAGUUCCUGGGCAGACGAUGCCGUGAUUCACGAUGCCAGCAAACCAACAUACACUCGACCCGAUCGCGUUCGUCAGAUCAACCACAAGGGUAAAUACUUCGAAUCCGUACCUGGUCCGCACAUCUGCGAGCCCACUCCACAGAGAUCCCCCGUCAUCUACCAAGCCGGUUCCUCCGGUCCCGGUAUGGCUUUCGCAUCCAAACACGCCGAAGUCAUCUUCAUCGCAGCCCACAAACCCGAAGUUGCCAAAAAGCGCGUCGAGGCAGCUCGACAAGGUGCUGCUGCCGCUGGCCGAGACCCCGCCUCGCUCAAAGUGCUCGCCCUCCUCUGCCCCAUCAUCGGCAAGACGGACGAAGAAGCACAGCAAAAGUACGACGAGCACCUCAAGCACGGAUCCGACGAAGGCGCUCUCGCCCUUUUCGGCGGUUGGACCGGCAUCGACCUCUCCACCUACGGCGAAGACGAAGAGCUUCGAGCCAUUGAAUCCAACGCCAUCAAGUCCGCCGUCGAAAACUUUGCCACCCAAGACCCUACCGUCCCCAAGUGGAACAAGAAAGCCGUAGCUAACAAGAUCAAGCUCGGCGGUCUCGGUCCCACCAUCGUAGGCGGUCCGGAAUCCAUCGCUGACCAACUCCAAUCCUGGGUCGACGACGCCGGUGUUGACGGCUUCAACCUGGCCUACACGCUGGCACCCGGAACCUUCGAAGACUUUGUCGAGCUCGUCGUUCCCAUCUUGAAGAAGAGAGGCGUCGUCUGGUCCGACUACCCCAAAGUUGCCCAACCACCAGCGGAAUCCGUCACAGACGGACCUCAAAAAGGUUUCGGUAUCAACGAAACCAUCGGUAUCACUUCCCGAGAAAAGCUCUACGGUGUCGGUCAAAAGACGUUUAGAAAAGACCACUACGCUUCCAAGUUCACCUGGAAGGCUGGUCAGGAUGCUCCUUCUCUCGACUAG